GCGCAAUACGCUUGAAUGUCUCAUAAACGGGCUCUGUAUUAAACUACUCCGGUUACUGGCAGCUCGUUCGACUGUCCAUCGUUCAGUCACUGGGUUGUCCACCGCGCCUGCGAAUAUCUGUAUUAGUUUUUCGCACGAUUUUCAUUUCGCACGGUUCGGGUUUUCUUAAUGCGAUGAUAAUGUUUCGCCUGAUCGAGAGAUCCUUGUAUGGCAAAAGUGAGACGUGAUUGGAAGAAUCGAAAAAAACCGAGCGUUUAUCGUUAUUGAACGUGGUGGUAGAGGAGAAUUGUAUUUUUAAACUGCACACGUUUUCCAUCGCACACGGAUAAUUUUUCACUCGCAGAGAGAUUGGGAAUGAAUUUUCAAUACAGAACACGGGGCACUAUUAUCAAUGAUGGAUAAAUUUGAUGCAUUGGCAGGACAAUGUGGAAAAGUAUGGCUCACAGUUUCCUCUUUGUGGAGACCAAUUGCUGCUUCCGACAAAGUGGUCGACGCGGAAUUAGAAAUAAAUUGGGAAUUUGAUUGUCUAGUAGGCACAAAAUUUUCAAAUAUCGAGAUCAAGGCGUUCACUGCUGACCCGUUAGCAACACAUAAUAAAAUGAUAAGGCCUGAAUUGGUCUUGACUACCUUAUGGCAAAAUCCGCGAGGAUAUUUCAGGACAAAUAUUACAGUCGGUCGGCCACCGUUACCAGGAGGCUGGGAUACAAAAGAUGGAGCAACUCUUCCAGGCUCACAUUGUCUUGAUUAUUAUGCAAUUCUUUAUAAAGAUGGUCACAUGCUCUCCAUGACUUGUUUGCAAAUUUGGCCGACUUGGAUGUAUGAUUCGAGGAGAGAAAUCGGCAUGCUUCCUAUCGGCAGCCUAAUGAUACCUGGGACACAUAAUUCUGGUUGUUACAAACAUGGAGAUCUGACUCGCCGGGAUGCCUUUCAACGAUACUUAUUAACGCAAGAUCGCGACGUUUGGACGCAACUGGUGCACGGCAUCAGAUAUUUGGAUAUCAGAGUUGGAUAUUAUCCAUCGAUUCCGAACGGCACCGCACUCGACGAAGAAGGCAAUCAUGUAAAUAGAUUUUGGGUCAAUCACGACGUCAUUCGCAUUACACCUCUUUCGGAAAUCAUAAAAGACGUGAGAAACUUUUUAGAUGCGGCGAGGGGUGAAGUUGUUAUUAUGGAUUUUCAUAGAUUUCCCGUGGGCUUCGAAGGUAGAUCAAACAGACAUCGAAAAUUGAUAGCUAUUUUACAUCAAGAAUUCGAAGGAUUAAUUUUGAAACCAGAUAGAGGGGUCGAAGGCCUAGGACCAACAUUAAAUGAUAUUUGGACCGACGGGAAGAGAUUAAUUAUUUGUUAUGGCGAUAAACAUAUAGUAAAUGACUACGACUGGCUAUGGCCACCCUUGACGCAAGUAUGGGGCAAUCAACAAACCGUGGAGGGUUUAUUCGAAUACUUGGACGAAGAAAUUUUGGGAUCAAAAAGACGCAAGAAUAGUCAAAAUCCAUUGUGGGCAGUAAUGGCAGAACUGACGCCAUUCCCAUUAGAUAUUUUCUUUAAUCUAUCUGGCGGACUUCGGCAGAUGGCUGAUUCUGUUAAUCGAAAUCUUACGGUCAAGUUUCAAGAGGAGUGGUGGAAGGAAACGAAUAUCGUGGCUACAGAUUUUUUUCUCGGAAACGAUUUAAUCUGGGUAUCAAGAAUGUCGAACAUAAAGAAAAGUAAUAUCGCACAAUGGCGUUUAUAGUCAAUAUGUAAAAUUACAUUGAUAGCAAAAUCAUUUUUUGUUUUAAAAAAGCAAUUAUAAAAUAAAACGAUCGUUUCUACACACAUUAAACACUUUCUCAUACAUUAUAUUACAGAUAAAAUAAUAU
Molecule: messenger RNA, 1859 nt
Organism: Camponotus floridanus (Florida carpenter ant)
Lineage: Eukaryota; Metazoa; Arthropoda; Insecta; Hymenoptera; Formicidae
Exons: 6
Coding region: 392-1732 (446 amino acids)
Biological process (GO): lipid metabolic process
Molecular function (GO): phosphoric diester hydrolase activity
Source: RefSeq, a predicted model, not a curated record